CCUUCAUUGAGACAAAGACACAACAACUACAACCAAAAAAGCUCGUCUUCUUCUUAUUAAAAGGAAACGUAAAUUUCACUUCUUCUCUCUCUCCGUAGCGCUUUUCUCAGGUUCACUUUGCUCACUGAGUUUGGAUAUUUUGCUGCGGCUCUCUCUCUCUCUUCAAAGAAGGAACGAUGGUGUCGGCGAACAGAGAAAUGGCUGUUUACUGUUUCGACACUUUGGUCUCUCACUACAACAACGAAGAGACUCCACCACCUGCCUUUGAAGAGGCCAAUCAUCCAUUGUUUGUUACCUGGAAGAAAAUAGUGAAUGGUGGGGAGCCUCGAUUGCGUGGAUGUAUUGGUACACUGGAAGCACGCCGCUUGAUCAGUGGCUUCAAGGAUUAUGCCUUGACAAGUGCCUUGAGAGACCGCAGGUUCCCACCUAUACAGGCCAAAGAAUUGCCAUUUCUGCAAUGUACAGUGUCUGUCCUGACUGAUUAUGAGGAUGCAGAAGAUUACCUUGAUUGGGAGGUGGGAAAGCACGGUAUAAUCAUUGAGUUUACUGAACCUGAGACUAAUACAAAGCGAAGUGGUACAUAUUUGCCUGAGGUUGCAGCUCAUGAAGGCUGGACAAAGCUAGAGGCAAUAGAUUCGCUGGUGCGUAAAGCAGGAUACAACGGUGUAAUAACAGAAGCAUUGCGUAGGCGAAUCCAUCUAACGCGUUACCAGAGUACAUUAUUCAGCAUGCAUUACAGCGAAUACCUUUCGUAUGUGAAGGCAACAAGGAGCGUUGGCCCUGGUAUUAAUGGGACCAACACGCCUGCUUUUGCCUGAUUUGCACCCAAACAAAACAAAACCGCUGCAAAUGGAUGCCAUUUGAUUAUGUUUGGCUACCUGUGAUUCUAUCUGUGAUUUCAAACUGUCUGGCUCUUCCAUAAGAGAAACGAGACUUCGACUUUGCUGUUUCACAAUUGUAACAUUAACUAAAUCACUUUGAUAUCUCUCACUUUAUUCCUAGAUUCACUAAUGUGCUUCAACUUA
Messenger RNA from Camelina sativa (false flax), 1025 nucleotides. RefSeq lists its product as uncharacterized. NCBI's taxonomy places the organism in Eukaryota, Viridiplantae, Streptophyta, Magnoliopsida, Brassicales, Brassicaceae. The record is from RefSeq and is a predicted model, not a curated record.